CCUGUCACUUCCUGCUGUCGGUAUUUAUUCUUUUUCACUUGCUUUUUUUUUUAAUAUUCUGGAGAUAAUUUGGCACGUCACUGCCAUAUUUGGAUGACUUCGUCUAAUGUAUCCCUCGCGGGUUGUGGAUUGUGCGGAUCACACGCUACAACCUUGGCUUCAUGUUCGCCUUAAAGGAGGAGUAACCCCAUCUGGACGCCGCUUGGAAAACAGCGUUCGGAUUUAAUGAGCCAGUGCCUCGGGGGUUGUUUUAAUGUGGGGUCAUAUUGUCGUCUUUGUUAUUACAGCAGCAGCAGCAGCAGCAGGAGGGAGGGACUGUGCCCGAUGGAAAGUUGGAGUCCAGGCUGGACCUGACAGACCUGUCUCACUUGGUCAGCUGAGAUGGGCAGAGUAGUUGGAUGCCACUGUGAUCUAAUUGGGCCAUGGAUGAGAGGUUAUGUAUGCCCCCCAGCUAAAGGCCUCAGUUGCCCUUAUCCGUGCAGUCAUCCAUUCCAUCUGUGAGCAUGUAUCGUAGGAACGGGCUCUCAGAUGGUAUCAGCAUCAAUUCAGUGACCUCAGAGGCCAGCAGCAGCUCUGAUUCUCUGGAUGGACCUUGUGUGAACUACACCAAGAGCUACGAUGCGGUCAUCUUUGAUGUACUUAAGGUGACACCCGAGGAGUUUGCUAGCCAAAUCACCCUGAUGGAUGCGCCGGUGUUUAAGGCAAUACAGCCAGAGGAGCUGGCUAGCUGUGGAUGGAGUGGGAAGGAGAAACACAGUUUGGCCCCCAAUGUGGUUGCAUUCACACGCCGGUUCAACCAGGUGAGCUUUUGGUUGGUGAGAGAAAUAUUAACUGCCCAGACGCUGAAAAUCCGAGCAGAAAUACUGAGCCAUUUUGUCAAGAUAGCAAAGAAACUGUUGGAGUUGAACAAUCUCCAUUCGCUGGUGUCAGUGGUGUCCGCUCUCCAGAGUGCUCCCAUCUUCAGACUCAGCAAAACCUGGGCGCUGAUCAGUCGGAAAGACAAGGCCACGUUUGAGAAGCUAAACUAUCUGACAUCCAAGGAAGAGAAUUACACCCGCAUGAGAGAAUAUAUUCGCUCCCUGAAGAUGGUGCCCUGUAUUCCUUACCUUGGGAUCUACCUAUUGGACAUUAUCUACAUUGACUCAGCUUAUCCUGCAUCAGACAGCAUCAUAGAGACAGAGCAGAGGACCAACCAGAUGAAUAACCUUCUGAGAGUUAUUUCCGACCUGCAGAUGUCAUGUAACUAUGAUCACUUGGUGACCCUGCCGCAUGUCCAGAAGUAUUUAUUGUCAGUUCGCUACAUUGAGGAACUCCAGAAGUUUGUAGAGGAUGAUAAUUUCAAGCUGUCUCUAAAGAUUGAACCUGGCAACAGUUCCCCUCGCAUUGCUUCUUCUAAAGAAGACCUGGCAGGUCUGUCUGAGGUAUCAGCCUCUGUGAGGUUUAACCGCCGACCUACUUGCCCUGAUGCCUCUGUGGGGGUUCAUAUCCCAACCCCCCCUCCCUCUCACCACAGGAAGAGCCACAGUCUGGGAAACAAUGUGAUGUGUCAGUAUGGCAUGUCAGAGAGCAGGAGUGCCACAUUUCCUAUAGAGAAAGCACGACACCUGCUGGAUGACAGCUUCUUAGAGUCUCAGAGUCCGGUCAGAAAUGAUCCACACAGUACGUCUGUGUCCAAUGGCCUGUCAUUAGGCAGCAGUGGAAGUUCGUUUGGGGAGGAGCUGUCACCUGCAGUGGAGAGGGGCCGUAUGUAUGCGACGCUAGGCCCCAACUGGAGGGUCCCUCUUCGCAACUCCCCCCGGAGCUGCAGCUAUGUUUACAGCUCCUCUGCUACCAAUUCCUGUUAUGGAUGCAGCGAAACUGGUAGCGUGACCAUUGAAGGACCCCUGAGAAGGAAAACAUUACUGAAGGAGGGACGAAAGCCCAAGUUGUCCUCAUGGACCAGAUUUUGGAUCAUUUUGUCUGGAUCAACACUGACAUUCUAUGGAGCGAAAGCACUGAGGGCCUCUGAGAGGAAGCAUUACAAAUCAAGCCCCUGUAAGAAAGUUUGUGUGAUUGGCUGGAUGGUGAUACUGCCAGAUGACCCAGCUCGACCCAACAUCUUCCAGCUCAAUGACCCAGACAAAGGCAAUGUUUACAAGUUCCAGACAGGAUCCAGGUUUUCAGCAAUCAUCUGGCACAAAAACCUGGAGGAGGCUUGCAGGAACAGUAGACCUCAGAUACCUGCAAAUCUUAUGUCAUUUGAAUGAGAGCAGCCCUUAUUGAGCAGGAUUAUUAUUGUGCCAAACUCUGUUGUUUGGGAAUUAUAGACUAAAUAAGGAACUUGAUGGCACUGAUGGAAGUGUGAGAAUCAAGAAGCGUAUGAGACUGUAGAAGAAGCUCUGUGACGCUGGAAGUGUGACUGUAAUGCCAAUCCACCUGCUGUCAUCUUCACCGGGACAAUCUGAUAGAAUCUCUAUAAAAAUCCAGUCAAAGGAAGACUUUCACGAGGCUGGAUUCCUUUCUCUAAGCUUCCAUGGUCUCUGUCAUUUGUUAUGCUGCUAUAAUGUGUGCAUGCACACAUUGGUUUUUUGGCCCAUGUUGGGUUUGUGAUUGGGUGAAAAGAUGUAUCAGUGUAUAAAUGUGGAUGACAGUGUUAGAUGACCGCUGGCUGAUGCUGAUCUCCAGUUCACAGACUAGUGUUGCACAGCCUUCAUACGGAACCGGGGAUUUCAACAAGGAAGGCAGCCAAAAAAAAAACUGGAUGAAUAUUUGUUUUGUUUUCAAGUAGAUUGAACGAUUUAGUUUACUCUGAAUGUUAUCAUCAUAAUGAAGUGGGAAGUGGGCAGCAUACAUCCCCACUCAUGAACUUGGAUCCAUCAGAAGAGGUCUGGUAUCAUCUCAAGGCCUCAUUAUGUCAAUCAAAGAUCAGCACUGCAGAAAAAAAGGCAGAAGCUGAGUCUUCAUCACCUCCAGCCCUGUGACAUACAGUUCAACUGAGUAUUCAGAGAAAAGCAGUAUUAACCAUAAAGGUCAUGUUUACCCACUCUACCUCAGUUGGUAGUCCUCCUGUAAAAUGUUUGCAGAUGUAUAUAACAAGGUUUACAAAUAGGAACAAUUAAUAUUUUCUACAGAACAAAUUAGAAACGGAACCAUGGAAACAAUCCUGAACAAAGUGACAAUUUCAGAAAGCAGAGGAAACCCAGUUGUUGUCUACACCGGGAUGCUGAGGAAGUGAAAUUAAAGCAAUUUACCAAGUACUAAGUUUUAUUGAAUCAAAUGUGUGUAAAUAUUGUAUUUGUAUAUAAAAGAGUUUAUUUUUUGACAACUGGCUCUCAAAGGGAUGGAUUAUCAGCUUCAGAGACACUUGAUGGGAAGCCACUGUAAAAAUUGAACCAACUCCUUUUCUCCAGCUGAAGGACGUCAGGACAAAACUCCAUUAGCACUUGUAUUAAUAAAUGAUCUGCUUGAAAAGCAACAUACUAUAUUAAUUUUAAAUGCUAACUCUGUUUUAUUGGAUGGGACUUUAUUUUCAUAAGCUUUACAAAAUAAUUGAAUA
This is a messenger RNA of Archocentrus centrarchus (flier cichlid), 3535 nucleotides long. Its product is annotated as ras-specific guanine nucleotide-releasing factor RalGPS1. The record is from RefSeq and is a predicted model, not a curated record. Lineage: Eukaryota; Metazoa; Chordata; Actinopteri; Cichliformes; Cichlidae. The coding region runs from base 504 to 2246 and encodes 580 amino acids. Gene Ontology annotation, cellular component: plasma membrane. The transcript is spliced from 21 exons. Gene Ontology annotation, molecular function: guanyl-nucleotide exchange factor activity. Gene Ontology annotation, biological process: Ras protein signal transduction.